Penicillium manginii is the source of this 1374-nucleotide messenger RNA. RefSeq lists its product as uncharacterized. Lineage: Eukaryota; Fungi; Ascomycota; Eurotiomycetes; Eurotiales; Aspergillaceae. The transcript has a single exon. The record is from RefSeq and is a predicted model, not a curated record. The coding region runs from base 1 to 1374 and encodes 457 amino acids.
AUGUCCACGUUGAUACCGUUUCGCGACAAAGGCAUGCCACCAGUGCCAGCAACAGCUUCGAUGUACCACCACAACCCCCUUCUCUAUGUGGAACGCCAGUCUAAACACAUUCAGCGGAAUCUUCAAACUUUGAUUGAUGCUCAAAGUGAGGGUCUGUUGGCUGGUCUAGCUCAACAACAGCCAGAUGAUACUUCUGACGGAAGCUUCACUCCUACCUCCUCGAGGGUUAGUCGGUCGCGUUCUCCGUCCACUAUACCGGCUAGGCAGCCGGUGCCAAAGAAGAUCGGGCUCAAGGCUGCUCGGCAAGGUAUUUUCCAGUCCAUCUAUGACCUUUUAAAGCUGCGAGAAGAGGAGCGAGAGAUCCUGUCCUCCCAAACAGACGAGAGAGAUAAUGCCCUUCAUGAAAUCCAGGGAUUCACCACGAGAAGGAGUGGGUUGGAAGAAUCCAUCUCCAACAUUCAUAACAACCGAGACAAUCAACGAGCUAAACACCUACAAGAUGAGGCCCGAACUCUCGAAACUGACAUCCACGAGCUGGAAACCAAACUGUAUGAGAUGAAAGCUCGGCAUCGGCAUCUCGUCGGACAGAUUUCUCAUAUUGAGAAUUCCGUCGAGGCUAAACUAUCAUCCUAUAACGAAUCCCUAUCUCUCCUCCAGAAAGACGUCCAAACUUAUCUUCGCGAUCCUCCCGUCCAACCUAUCUCGCAGCGCAAUAAUGGCCAGUCUCCAUUCUACACUCUGAACCCCAAACGCCGGACUCUUGAGAUGGCCCAAGAGCAUUGGAAGUCGGAGCAAGAGAAUCUCCGUGAGAGACAGGAGGAGGUAGACACGGAGAUUAUGGCUCUAGAGGAAGGUGGCGGGGUCUGGAAACAGGCCAUCGCUGAUAUCUCCAAUUUUGAGAAACAUCUCAGAGCCAGCAUGCGGCAAUAUAUACAACUGGAUGCCGGCUCCCACGAUGACAGCGCUACGGAGUCCAAAGCAGAAGUUGCUACAGGCGUGGCUAAGGAUUUGGAAAAAGUCACCCAAGCGCUUGAGGUUCAUUUGGAACUGGCCGAAAGCAAAGAUUGGAAAUUACUUGUUUGUUGCCUUUCAGCAGAAUUGGAGGCUCUCCGAUCAGCGCAUGAACUACUUCUUCCAGCUUUUGGCCUGUCUGUCUCCGACGAGAAAGGCAAGCAGGCUUUGUCGGCAUCCCCAGAUGCGGAAUCUGUCACCAAGGCUGUAGAUACGCAAGAGGAGAACGAGACCUCGGAGUAUGAGAAUGACCUCGAGCCCCCCGCUGAUCUCCUGAAAGAUGCCGAAACCACUCUUACUGAUACCGCAUCACGGUCUGAAGAUGAUGAGCCGGAUCCAGCUUGGUUACUGCCGGGAUCUUGA